Molecule: messenger RNA, 2433 nt
Organism: Fraxinus pennsylvanica
Lineage: Eukaryota; Viridiplantae; Streptophyta; Magnoliopsida; Lamiales; Oleaceae
Source: the annotation of a GenBank genome assembly
AUGGUAUGGCUUUUUGUCCUGCAUUAUUUGCGGGUAGGACCUGUUCGCCUAUUAUUUAUUGCUAUCUAUUCCCCAUAUUUUACAACUAUCUAUGAAUUGCAAGUAAGAUAUUUGCUCUAUAAGGCGAAGAAAGAUCAUUCUUUGAAUGUUUCUGGACCAUCAUCUAUCGCAAAUGCUGCAGCAAACAAUUUUCUUCCUUCAGUGUUUCUUUCUGUCAAUAAACGACCACUUUCACCAGAAAGUCCAUCCGGAUCACCUAGUGUCAAGAAACAGAAGGCGGACCUGCCUGCUUUAGGCUCUCCCAAGAAAUUAGUGAAUGACCCUAGCAAAGAGCUUACACCGCAGUUCUAUUUUCAAAAUGGCUGUCCACCCCCCAAUGAAUUGAUAGAGGAGUGCUUGUCUAGAAUUAAUCAACUAUUUCCUGUUGACAUGAAUGGACUUCAAAGCAACAGUGAGAAUUACGACAUAUUCUUGUUUGGCACAGUUGCACCGGACAUAAACACCGAGGUUCUCAUUGCUAUUUGUUAUGUUCUCUUCAUACAUCUGAAACUUACAACGGUUGCAGUUCUUACAGAGUACGUCUCAAUUUCAAGACAGAUAUGUAUUGAUGGAGAAAAGAAUGGUACAUCUGCUGAACUACUAUGGCUGGAGAAGCUGCUUCUAUUGUCACUUUCGGUUUUGAUAAGAUGUCUGUGUUCAGGUCUUAGAUUUGAGUUCUAUUUUCAAAAUGGUUGUCCACCCUCCAAUGAAUUGAUAGAGGAGUGCUUGUCUAGAAUUAAUCAGCUAUUUCCUGUUGACAUGAAUGGACUCCAAAUCAACGCUUUUACUGAUACCGAGCGCCUAAUCGGAGAUGCUGCCAAGAAUCAGGUCACCAUGAAUCCCGUUAAUACUGUGUUUGAUGCCAAGAGGUUGAUUGGUAGAAGGUUUAGUGAUCCGUCCGUUCAGAGUGACAUGAAGCACUGGCCAUUCAAGGUUAUUGCAGGCCCUGGUUACAAAGCCAUGAUUGUUGUCUUACACAAAGGUGAGGAGAAGCAAUUUUCAGCUGAGGAAAUCUCAUCCAUGGUCCUCACUAAGAUGAAGGAGAUCGCGGAGGCUUACCUUGGAUCGACGGUUAAGAAUGCUGUUGUGACAGUACCAGCCUAUUUCAACAAUUCUCAGCGUCAGGCAACAAAAGAUGUUGGUGUUAUUUCUGGUCUUAAUGUGAUGCGUAUAAUUAAUGAGCCUACGGCUGCUGCCAUUGCUUACGGUCUUGACAAGAAGGCGGGCAGUUCAUCUGAGAAGAAUGUGCUGAUUUUUUAUCUUGGAGGUGGUACUUUUGAUGUUUCUCUUCUAACCAUUGAAGAGGGUAUUUUCGAAAUGAAGUCGACAGCUGGUGAUACGCAUCUCGGAGGAGAGGAUUUUGAUAAUCAGAUGGUGAAUCACUUUGUACAAGAGUUCAAGAGGAAGCACAAAAAAGACAUUAGUGGCAACCCGAGAGCUCUUAGGAGAUUGAGAACUUCUUGUGAGAGGGCAAAGAGAACGAAGUGUAUGGAGCCGGUCGAGAAGCGUCUGAGGGAUGCUAAGAUGGACAAGAGCAGUGUCCAUGAUGUUGUACUUGUUGCUGUUGCGUACGGUGCGGCUGUUCAAGCUGCGAUUUUGAGUGGUGAGGGCAAUGAGAGGGUUCAAGAUUUGUUGGUAUUGGAUGUUACUCCUUUGUCUCUUGGUUUGGAGACUGCAUGCGAUGUUAUGACUGUUCUUAAUCCGAGGAAUACAACCAUCCCAACUAAGAAGGAACAAGUUUUCUCCACAUAUUCAGACAACCAGCUAGGUGUCUUGAUCCAAGCAAACGAAGGUGAAAGAACCCGAACCAGAGAUAACAAUUUGCUGGGGAAGUUUGAACUCUCUGGCAUUCCACCAGCGCCUCGGGGUGUUCCUCAGAUAAAUGUCUGUUUCGACAUUGAUGCCAAUAGCAUCUUGAAUGUUUCGGCCGAGGACAAGACAACAGGUCAAAAGAACAAGAUUACCAUUACAAAUGACAAAGGAAGACUGUCCAAGGAAGAAAUCGAAAAGAUGGUACAAGAUGCGGAGAAAUACAAGGCUGAGGACGAGGAACUAAAGAAAAAAGUUGAGGCCAAAAAUUCUUUGGAGAAUUACGCCUACAACAUGAGAAACACUAUCAAGGAUGAGAAGAUUGCUUCCAAACUUCCUGCUGCUGACAAAAAGAAAAUGGAGGAUGCUGUUGAGUCGGCCAUACAAUGGUUAGAAGGGAAUCAACUUGCAGAGGUUGAUGAAUUAGAAGACAAGAUGAAAGAACUGGAGAGUAUUUGCAAUCCAAUUAUAGCAAAAAUGUAUCAGGGUGGUGCAGGUGGUCCUGACAUGGGCGGAGGCAUGGAUGAAGACGGCCCUUCUUUUGGUGGCACUGGUCCAGGCCCCAAGAUUGAGGAAGUUGAUUGA